Molecule: messenger RNA, 865 nt
Organism: Cyprinus carpio (common carp)
Lineage: Eukaryota; Metazoa; Chordata; Actinopteri; Cypriniformes; Cyprinidae
Product: sodium channel subunit beta-2-like
Exons: 3
Cellular component (GO): membrane
Source: RefSeq, a predicted model, not a curated record
AUACAUAAGCAUUCAUGUAUAAUUGCACUCUCGAAUAAUAAUGUUGUUUUAUUGGCAGGUGGGCUUCUUUUUCUUUGUCUGAUUGUAAAUGUGACCAUUAUCGCCAGUCCCACUCCCCUGACCAUCCUCAUCACGUCCACAGCAGAAUCUUUACCUGCUUUGCCUGCUGAUGAUCCUCCCGGCCCACAGGAGGCGUCUUAUUUACAACAGCCUCUAAAGGCAAAAGCUGUGGAAGGGGAGGAUGUGGUGUUUCCCUGUUAUUUAAAGAGUGAUGUAGAUGAAGGGGCUGUGGAGAAGGUGAAGUGGUAUGUGCAGAGUUUGGAGGGAAGGAGGAAUGUUCUACAAGGGAACGAGACGGUGGAGGAUGUGUUUGCUGGCCGUGUGUUUUUGUCUGGUGAUCUGUCUGAGGGAGAUCUAUCCAUGACACUAAGGAAUAUUUCUCUGGAGGAUCGAGGCCUGUAUUUGUGUGCCUUCAUAUCAACAAACUCAACUAUUCUUCAGGGAGGCGGGACCAAACUCAGCAUCCGCAAAGGACUGGGUGUGAUUGAAGAGUCUGUGGGCACUAUAAUCGGAAUCAUUGUGGCAGUUGUUGGUGUGGCAGUGGGGCUGGUUGCUGUGAUACUGACUCAAUUCAAGGACAAACUGAACUGCCUCCAGAAAUGACAUGGGGGAGACAGCUUUGGAGUAUGGAGGUUAAAAGUGCGAGGAGGUUACAGUAAAGGCCAAAGGAUCCACCCACCUGCACAAUACCAAGAGUGGCAGAAGUCACAGGAUCUGAGAAGUCACCACCAGGGGGAGACACACUGUAGAGAAAUGUCCAUUUCCAAAAGGAUCCCAAAAUGAGAGGAAAGAACGGAAACAUCUG